GCGGAGCGUGUUGGCUGGCAGCCCAACUUGGCUUUUUGUAAUCGAGGCAUGAUCGCAGACUCCAUGCAGCCUCCUGCUCCGCUCGCUGCUGCCGCGCGUUUGGAGGGAGCCCAGCUUUCGCCGAUGACAUCCGAAAUGCACAGACCUCCCUUCCUGCGCUGUGGACAGCUUGCAUUCCCGCUGACGGAUGUUUUCUCACUUCACACUCUCUGCCUGGGAUUCUGGUGCAUCUCCGUUUUGGGAUAAAGCGGCUUGGCUAGGCCUGGCAGGGCAGGAGAACCCAGCAAACAGACGCUCUGGGGGCACUUUGUCACGUAAUAUUGCACUCAUCCUUUAGCCCCACAGAUGUCAUGUUCAGAAAGAAGGAUCAGAAAGAUGCAGAGCUGGACAAAAAGAUCGAGGCCCUGCGGAAGAAAAACGAGGCCUUGAUGAAGAGGUAUCAGGAAGUGGAAGAGGACAAAAAGAGGGCGGAAGAGGAAGGCAUGGCCCUGCAGGGCCGCAAAGGCAAAGCGGAGGAUCUGACCAUCACUAUCAACAAGUCCACCAACGAGACCCGCGUUGUGACCAAGAAAACGGGGUGCGGGGAUGCGGCGAACGCCAGGGGGGUCCAGGACCCGGCAGAGCUCGAUAUCAACCCGUUCGGCAUGGGUCGGGGAAAGAGGAGACAGCUGCUGGUUACCAUGGCCGGUAACACCAAGGGCAAGAGGAUUGUAAGUGAGAAGAGGGCCCAGAACCAUCCCCCGAGCCCGGGGGGCAUGAAGGACGUCACCGAGGAAGAGGAUGUUGAGUGUGCCAGGAGAGGAAGGCACCUCCAGGCCUCGAAGCCAGACAGUUGGCCACAGGAGGAUGAGCUGAUGCAGGAGCGGCAGGGUUUGACAGAAGAGAGCCAGUGGUUGGCUGAGUGUGACCCCUAUUACAAGGACGUGGACGGUCCUGACCUGCAGAGCCACACCGACCUCACCGUCCCCACCUCCAGGGAGGAGCAGCUGGAGUACCUGCGCUGGAAGAAGGAGCGCGAGCAGAUCGACCGCGAGCGCGUCGCCCGCCACAAAAACGCCAAGGGCCAGUGGAGGAGAGCGUGGGACAUGGACAAAUCAGAGAAUAUGUUUCGUGACAGAUUUCAUGGAGAAAGUGAACGAGGGAACAAAAGAGGGGGAAGGAAUGCAAGAAGGGGUCAGUCAAGAAGCACAGGGGAGUCACAGGGUCAUCCGUACCGGAACAGAGACGAGGGCGGCAAAAACAUGCCAGCGGUCGGCAGCAAAGCCAAGGGCAAGGACCGCCUGACUGGCAGAGCGAGGAGAUGGGAUGCUAAGGAGGAAGAUGACGCACAGACAAUGGAGACCAGCCUUGAAGAAUUUUUGGAGGAACUGGAUGCCUUCGUUGGGCCGGAGGUGGACUUGAGCCCCAAGUCGAGGGAGGAGAGCAAGGAGGAGGAAAUUGGGAAGGGCUUGCACACAGGCACUGUGGGUGCUGAUGAAGCAGGGUCCAACGAUGCUGUUGAUGGAGAUCACCCUGUGGGAGACGAGGUAGCCCCUCAGCCUGGCCCAGGCCAUGGGUCUAACGACACAGCCUCUAACCCAGGCCGUGGGGCUAAUGACACAGCCUCUAACCCAGGCCGUGGGGCUAAUGACACAGCCUCUGACCCAGGCCAUGGGGCUAAAGACGCAGCCUCUGACCCAGGCCAUGGGGCUAACAACGCAGCCUCUAACCCAGGCUGUGGGGCUAACAACACAGCCUCUGACCCAGGCCCUGGGGCUAACAACACAGCCUCUGACCCAGGCUGUGGGGCUAACAACUCUGCGGACCCAGGCUCUGGAACUCCAGCUGCCAGCCAGGGAGAAAAGGCUCCGAUACCACGCAGGUCUCCUGAAAAAAAGGUCCGCUUCUCCGAAGAGAACGUCAAGGAGACCAAGGCGCCCGCAGAGGCUGCACCGAGCCCAGUUCCCCCCCAGCCUGAGGUGAUGGGAGCCAUUAAAGGAAGUUCACACGUCGGCCCGUCUCCCUCGGCGGUGACAGAGGAGGCCAAGCAGACCCUGGCGUCAGGCCUGAGGGGACCCGCCGGUGAAGGAGUCCAGAAACGGGACCAGGAGGCCUCUGACCUCCCCCACAGCAGUGCCCCUGUUAGCAGUGUGGCGGUGGUCAGUCACGCUGCUGGACCAGAGCCACAGGACGCCUCUGAAACUGAAAUGGUCGAACAGAAACAGGACGAACCGCAAGGUCUUCCUCCCGAGCCAGAGACGGGUCAGAGGGCCACGGACGGAGACUCUGCUUCUCUCCCAGAGGAGAGCGCCCACCAGCCUCUGAAACACUCGAAGAACGCCAGAAGCCCAGAAGAGAUGAUCAACUCCAGCCUCUCUGUAAUGACCCUAGACUCUGGAGCACCGCAAUCUUAUCAUGAGACCAGCAACGCCAAGGUGAAAGAAAAUGGGAAAAUAGUUUAAUAUUUGAACAUGGAAAAGCUCAUUACCUUUACUUUUGUUCAUUGCGGUUUAGGACAAAAUACAACUGAAACCAAAACAAGCUAAAAAAAAACGGAUAAAUGUUUGUAUCAUGUGGUAUGAGCUGUCCCAUGCUCUGUGUAACUUUUUUUACAUUUUAAAUCAUGCUGUGUAUGUAGGCACUGCAGUGAGCAGAGACAUAGUGUUGGUCAUAUCAUUUCAUCAACAUGGUGCAAUACCGUAAUUCUGCAAAACAAUCCUGAUUAUAAUAAGUUGCGAUUUGGAAACACACUGUGUAGGGGUUGAUAUUUUGCUUUUCUGCUGUUUGGGUUUGGCCAAACAUUUAAUACAAGCACUUUAUUUUCUGUUAUUUAGCUGAAUCUAAUUAAAGUAUUAAUGCUUAGUGUUGUAGUCAUAUACUGUAGCAAAUCACUUGGAUUUCACUGUUUCCUUGGAAGCCUUAUUCAGUGUUCUUGCUAGAGUAACUGGCUAUUUUAGUAGAGACUCUUGGAAUAAAUUGUGCAACUAAGCUACAUGCAGCACUUGAAUGAAGGGAACUGGUAAUUUAAAAUACUGCUAUGUUUUUAUAAGAGAAAAGCAUAGAAAAAGUGAUUUGAUAUACAAAGCAAACAAAUCUGCUUAAUGUGAAGUGUCAAUUUGCUUAAUUUAUGCAAAUUAUCAUUUUACUUCAUCAACACGAUUAAAUUUGAUAUGCUGUACAUGUAAACUGAUUGAUGCGGUUUAAAGUAAACUCUGUUAAUUAUUCAGAGAAUGGCCUUUGGUGCCUUCAGAAUUCAAUAUUGAAUCAUUUUAACUCUCUGUUAAUAUCACACUUUUUGUGUUACUACUUUUGUGUUACAAACAUACAGUUUGUGUGGGAGACUUUUUUAACACAGGCCGUUGAAGGUAACACAAAGUGUGUUGUCCUUAACUAGACAUAGACGUACAUUAAGAAAUUAUGUAGGAUGUGUUGUUUUUAACACAUCUGUUUUGAGAGUGUCAUUCCCCUGUUUUGUUAGGAUUGAUGCUGAUGCUGAUUCUUUGGUACUGAAAUGUUAAAUUUACAGUACAAUACAUUAUUUGCUAAUGAAUCAGAUUGUACGGUACAGACAACAAAACUAUUAUUAUUUUGCCUGUAUUUGUAUGCAAGCAAUGCCUUUCCCUAUAAUUGUACGAAGACUGAAUAGUUUAGUCGAGAACUGUGAGGUUAAGAUAUGAACUAUGUAUUUAUUUUUCAAUAUAUCUUUCACUCAUGGUUGACUUUGUAGAAAAAACUAUUUUUUGUUAUAGAUGCAAUUAUAUUUAAAAAAGUGUAGUUUAUUAUUUAAACAUUUAAUUAUAGAUUUCUGAAUUUGUAUUCAGAUUAGUUUUGUCAGAAUGUACAUUUCUAAUUUGUUUUGAUCUGAAUUUUGACAAGCACUUUUGAAAUUUGGCAUAUUUUAUGUCCCAGAGCAUUUGUUGGGGAGACCGGGGCACAAACUUAACACAGGGCAUGUUGCUUUGCUGCAUUUGUGCAAGAAUGGUGACACAUUCAUUAUAUAUUAAUGUUGUCAUAUGCGGUUAGUAUAGAUAAGAUAUAGACCCUUUAUACAGGACAAUUAUCAGAUGAAAAAUUUAAGAAAUGUUGGAACAGUUUCACUCUCGCUACUUUCUACUGAGCUGUAAUCGGAAUGUUCUAGAACUAUGAUGAUGGUCUAGAGUCAUAGCAAAGACAUGUAUCUUCUUUCUUGAUGAAAAAUACUUGCUCUAAUAUGUGCAUAUAUUUUUUAAUAUAGAGAAAACCUAAAAGUGUUGGGUUGUUCCCCGGUCUCCCCAACCAUUUGAAAAAAAAAAUACUUGAGUGAAAAAUAUUGACAAGUUGUCUAUUUGUUUAUCAAUUUCUAUAAUUAUGUUUAUUAUGUGUUAGGCCAUUUUUGUUUGGCUAUGCUAUAAGCUACUAUUCACUCUUUUAUUAUAUAUUACACCAUCAAUGUUGUUUUCUGGGUCUGCAUUUGGACAGCAGAAUGUCUUAUUUGGCCCAUUUAAAGAUUUGUUGUAAAUAUUGAAAAUGGUUUGAACUUAUGUUUCAAAAAAAUGUUUGGAUAUUUAAUCUUUGCAGUUCACAUAUUUAUUUUUUCAAAUUCAUUUUUUGCAGACUUUGAUGGAGCCUUAAUAUAAAAAUGGGAAAAAUAUUUCUCAAGCACUUUCUUUUUCUUUUAAUAUUUUCAUAUGCAAUUUUACAUAUAUGUGAACACUUGAAAUGAUAGACAGUGGGCCAGCCACAUAUUAGGCUAAUUUUAAUCCUGAAGCUCCUUGCCACAUGAGGAUGUUUGUUGCAGCAAGACAAGCAAUCAAUUUUCAUUGGAAAAUAGAAAAUUAAAAUGGAAAAUAAUACAUGCAGUGAAAUUUUGUUUACAUGUUCAAAUUACUAAGCACAACAAAAAUAAACAUGCUUUGAAAAGAAAAACGUUUUUUUUAUUCUUGUUUAAAACUAUUUAUUUAGCAGCGAUAUUUGUUUCAUUUAAGGGUGACAGCUGAAAUAAAUCCAGGGUCUUUUAUCAAACUGAAUGUUCUUCCUUUACCCUUUAGUGCUGAAGUUUCACUGUGGCAGGUAUUUCAUCUUGCAAGCAUUCUUCAAUUCAGUGCCUAUAAACCUUGAUGAUAGCCAUUGUUGUUUAUGUAUCUUGCAUGUCAUAGGUAGAAUUCUUGAGGAGAUAAGCAAGCAUGCUUCGACCUGACCGCAAUCUCUAGGUGUUUUUAGUCAUAGCACCCAGGUAAUGGCCUUGCCGACUGAAAUUAAUUGGAUUACAAUCACACAUACUGUAUGGCUGCUCCCUUGGGUGACAACAUAUCUUCUUUGGCCUUACAAUAUCUCUUGACCCAAACAGAAUUGAUCCUAUGGGAAUGGACACUUAUGUGCCUGAUUUCAAACCAGAGAAGCAUUGUCACACAUUUAUACUGAAAUACCGAGAGGUGUGCAAGUCCAGUACAAAUCGGUAUUCAGAAAAAGCUGUGGUUUGAUACUGAUACAUUUGAAAUUGAUAUUGUAUCGAUACAUUUAAAACCAAGGCAUAGCCUGCCUUUCUUCAAAUAGAUGGCCAUCAUCUCAUUAUGCUGUCUGUACCUGUAUGAUAUUGUAAAAUAGGCAGGAAAUGCAUUUUGUCCCCCGCUUGUACAUGCGGUUGAAGAUAGUGCUAUCAGAUUCUGAGACAUAGAUUACCGUCUACUUGUGUCACUCUCAAUUUAUAAUGUGUCUUUCACUUUCAAGCGUUUGCAGUUCAUGCUACUGUUUUCACAAUGAAGUUUUCCAGAUGCUGUUUCUAUCUUGAAAUAAUGUUCAAUAUUUAGACGACAGUAGCACAACUGAAAUAAAAUGACUGUAUUUGUUUACCUUGCGGAGUCCUUGAGUUUAGAAUGGCAAAUGUUCAGCGACAAUGGAAAACAUUACUCCCGCAAGUCAGUCCCCUAAAAAUGGUUGGUGAAAAACAUUUUUAUUUCGUUCCUCUAAAGAAGAGAAGAGAGAAGAUAGAUUUACAUCUGAUUACAAUGACAUAGAGUGCAGUGAGACAAACUCCUUCCAGAGCCUCAUCUUGGACACCAUGGCAACACCCAUGGCUUCCUCCCCCCGAGGAAGGCAUGCUGGCACAGGAUUCAGUUCAUCUUGCAGUCUUCUCAAAUCAUUCCCUUUAACAGCUACGUAUGUCGUAAUGUCUGUGUGGCCAGUCCCAAGUCAAGCUCUUUGAGAUGCCAGCUUUCUGAAUUUUGGGCUUUUCUUGGACUGAGAACCAAUUAUAAUAAUGUUUUUUACUGAAUGUGAUUAUUGAUUACAAAGAUUACAAAGUAGUGAUACAUGAAUUAUAGGAAUACUGUAAUCUCCAGGAAAUACAUUAGUGCUCACUCAGGCUCAUGUUGUCUUGCUUUGUAGAGACGUUAGGAUGCAGCACUUUAAGAGAGUUGUGUUCUUGAUGUUUUCCUUAGAAGUUAUAAUGAAUGUGUUAAAUGAUCAUUACAUUAAUACUACUGAAAUGCCACUUGCUAAUUCAACAAAAAGCAUUUGAAAUUGUAAAUCUUACUUGUAUCACUUUGGCAUUCUGAAAUAUUUAUGUAUUGUACAUUACAUUUCUAUUGCAUUUUUUAAAUUAAAAUGUGUUCGUUUCUCACUGGGUUAAUUGUACUUUCUACUUAGUAAAAUAGAAAUGAAA
Messenger RNA from Conger conger (European conger), 6619 nucleotides. Its product is annotated as coiled-coil domain-containing protein 9B. The record is from RefSeq and is a predicted model, not a curated record. Bases 351 to 2441 code for a protein of 696 amino acids. The transcript has 15 exons. NCBI's taxonomy places the organism in Eukaryota, Metazoa, Chordata, Actinopteri, Anguilliformes, Congridae.